AUAUUAUUAUAAACUCGAUUUUAAUCUUCACCCACCCAGUCGUCUACGCUUUGAGCGUCUCUGUGUUAAAGCUCCGGAGGGUAACCAUGGUGAAUCCGAAGAUUGCACCGUCUAUGCUGUCAUCGGACUUUGCAAACUUGGCAUCGGAGGCGGAACGGAUGAUCCGCUGUGGCGCGGAUUGGCUGCACAUGGAUAUUAUGGUAAGCCACUUUGUGCCUAACCUCACAAUUGGUGCUCCAGUUAUUGAAUCUUUAAGAAAACACACUAAUGCUUAUUUAGAUUGCCACCUGAUGGUCACAAAUCCUCUGGAUUACGUUGAACCUUUAGGCAAGGCAGGCGCUUCUGGAUUUACUUUUCAUGUGGAAGUUGCUAAAGAUAAUUGGUCCAAGCUUGUGCGACAGAUUAAAUCAAGGGGCAUGACUCCUGGUGUUUCCUUGAAGCCUGGAACCCCAAUUGAAGAAGUGUUUCCUCUGGUUGAAGGUGAAAAUCCAGUGGAGCUUGUUCUUGUUAUGACUGUGGAACCUGGUUUCGGUGGGCAAAAGUUUAUGCCAGAAAUGAUGGACAAGGUGCGUGCUCUGAGGAAGAAAUACCCUUCACUCAAUAUAGAGGUAGACGGCGGUUUAGGGCCUUCAACCAUUGAUAUGGCAGCUUCAGCUGGGGCAAAUUGCAUUGUCGCCGGAAGUUCUGUAUUUGGAGCCCCAGAUCCUGGCCAUGUUAUAUCUCUAAUGCGGAAGAGUGUAGAAGAUGCUCAAAAAGUGAGUUGAUAUGGCCUAAGCUACACCCGAAGUUCCUGAGUCAUAUGGUAAUUCUGUGAGUCUACGUUGUUUGUGUUCAAUGCCCUAUCCAUUGACUAAAUUUAUUUGACGGAUUUUCCAAAAUGGUAUCUAUCUUGUGAGCCUAAAUAAAUUUAAUGUAAACUACUUCAAAAAUUCUUGGUGCCCAUUGUCAGAUCUCUCUUUUGUAGAUUUUGUUUAGAUGAAGCUGUCAUUCGCUGGCCAAACUUGCUUUGUAUUGGAAAAUUGAAUGUGAUGUAAAACAGAAAUAGGAAAGCUGAGUUCCAUAGAAUAAAAAUACAGGUGGUAUCGUUGCAAAAGUAAAA
Andrographis paniculata is the source of this 1099-nucleotide messenger RNA. RefSeq names its product ribulose-phosphate 3-epimerase, cytoplasmic isoform. NCBI's taxonomy places the organism in Eukaryota, Viridiplantae, Streptophyta, Magnoliopsida, Lamiales, Acanthaceae. Gene Ontology annotation, biological process: carbohydrate metabolic process; pentose-phosphate shunt; pentose-phosphate shunt, non-oxidative branch. The record is from RefSeq and is a predicted model, not a curated record. Gene Ontology annotation, molecular function: D-ribulose-phosphate 3-epimerase activity; metal ion binding. The transcript is spliced from 7 exons. Gene Ontology annotation, cellular component: cytosol. Bases 87 to 764 code for a protein of 225 amino acids.